GUGCCCCAUCAUUGGUGUCAGUGGGAGGAAUAUUGCCCCAUCAUUAGUGUCAGUGGGAGGAAUCGUGCCCCAUCAUUGGUGUCAGUGGUGGGAGGAAUAGUGCCCCAUCAUUGGUGUCAGUGGGAGGAAUAGCGUCCCAUCAUUGGUGUAUGGGGGGCAGCGGGACAGGCGGAGUGCAAAGGGAUAGGUGAGGGGCAGUGGGAAAGAAGGAGCACAGAGGGAUAGGUGAGGGGCAUUGGGAUAGGAGGAGCAUAGAGGGACAGAUGGGGGCAGUGGGAAAGAAGGAGCACAGAGGGAUAGGUGAGGGGCAGCGGCACAGGAGAAGCGCAGUGGGACAGGUGAGGGGCAGUGGGACAGGUGAGGGGCAGCUGGACAGGAGGAGUGCAGAAGGACAGUUGGGGAGCAGUGGGGACAGAUGGGGGGUAGUGGGACAAUGUGGGGGACAGGAGGGAGGA
Molecule: messenger RNA, 455 nt
Organism: Staurois parvus
Lineage: Eukaryota; Metazoa; Chordata; Amphibia; Anura; Ranidae
Source: the annotation of a GenBank genome assembly